AAGAAGCCUUGGGCUAGUGGAAGAAGGGGGAUCCAGAGAAAAGGCAGCCCUACAGCUAUAACAGGGGGCAGAGGUUAAAUCUGUUGGCAUUUUUAUUGAAAGUAUGGUCACUACAUAUCCUCUCCCUGAAGGCUUCACUGAAUUAGAAGUAUUUGCGAUUGGCACUGCCCUGCUGGUAGAAGCCCUGCUUGGUUUCUGUCUGAAUGGCCUGACAAUUAUUUCUUUCCGAAAAAUCAAAGAACUGCAAACACCCAGCAAUCUGCUGGUUCUCAGCAUCGCGCUGGCUGACUGCGGCAUCUGCAUCAACGCAUUCAUCGCUGCCUUUUCCAGCUUCCUAAGAUACUGGCCCUACGGCUCUGAUGGCUGCCAAAUUCAUGGAUUCCAGGGCUUCUUGACAGCACUAGCCAGCAUUGGCUCCUGUGCUGCCGUUGCCUGGGACCGGUAUCAUCAUUACUGCACAAGGAGCAAGCUGCAGUGGAGCACAGCCAUCUCCAUGAUGGUGUUUGCAUGGCUAUUUGCUGCCUUUUGGUCUGUGAUGCCCUUGCUGGGGUGGGGAGAAUAUGACUACGAACCACUUCGGACCUGCUGCACCCUGGACUACAGCAAAGGGGACAGAAAUUAUAUCACAUUCCUUUUUGCACUGUCCAUUUUCAAUUUCAUGAUCCCAGGCUUCAUCAUGCUGACAGCCUAUCAGUCAAUACACCAGAAGUUCAAGAAAAGUGGGAACUAUAAGUUUAAUACUGGUUUACCAUUGAAGACACUAGUCGUUUGCUGGGGUCCCUAUUGCCUCUUAUGCUUCUACGCAGCAGUUGAAAACGUGAUGUUCAUUUCACCAAAAUAUCGCAUGAUUCCUGCCAUUAUUGCCAAGACUGUGCCAACAGUGGAUGCCUUUGUAUAUGCCCUGGGGAAUGAGAACUACAGAGGAGGAAUAUGGCAGUUCCUCACAGGACAGAAGAUUGAGAAAGCAGAGGUUGAUAACAAAACUAAAUAACCCAUUAUGGCAUUAAGUGAAAUGAAUGCAAGUACAUCAUUGAGAGGAAAACACGAGGAA
Molecule: messenger RNA, 1051 nt
Organism: Dryobates pubescens (Downy woodpecker)
Lineage: Eukaryota; Metazoa; Chordata; Aves; Piciformes; Picidae
Gene: RGR
Product: retinal G protein coupled receptor
Exons: 7
Coding region: 104-991 (295 amino acids)
Biological process (GO): G protein-coupled receptor signaling pathway; visual perception; phototransduction
Cellular component (GO): membrane
Molecular function (GO): G protein-coupled receptor activity
Source: RefSeq, a predicted model, not a curated record